Molecule: messenger RNA, 5085 nt
Organism: Pristis pectinata (smalltooth sawfish)
Lineage: Eukaryota; Metazoa; Chordata; Chondrichthyes; Rhinopristiformes; Pristidae
Gene: ldah
Product: lipid droplet associated hydrolase
Exons: 7
Coding region: 76-1023 (315 amino acids)
Biological process (GO): lipid storage
Cellular component (GO): lipid droplet
Molecular function (GO): lipase activity
Source: RefSeq, a predicted model, not a curated record
GGGAAGGAGAGAGACGACGGAGCGGACUGACUGGCCACCGGAAGAGGUAUAAUUUUGCUUUGUUCUGUUUCCACCAUGGAGGAAGAACCCCAGGAAGAAUUCCUCUAUUGCAAUGGGGCUGCUACUCAGCUGUUAAAAUUGGGAUCCCUUGAUUGUUGGUCGAAUGACGAAUCAAAUACUUCCUCCAAGGUGUUAUUCCUGAUUAUCCCAGGGAAUCCAGGAAUUGUUUGUUACUAUAAAAUCUUCAUGAAAAUUUUACACAAGAUCCUGAUUCAGAAGUAUCCCAUCUGGGCCAUAAGCCACGCAGGCCAUUGUGUUCCUCCAGAAGGCAUGGAGAUGAUGGAAGAUAUCAAGCUGGAGGAUAUCUUUGGACUGAAUGGACAAAUAGCACAUAAAUUAGCUUUUCUCAGGAAAAAAGUGCCAAAGGAUAUCAAGCUUGUGCUGAUUGGCCAUUCUAUUGGCUGCCAUAUGAUACUUGAAAUGAUGAAACAAGAACCAGAAUUACAGGUUCUGAAAGCGAUAUUACUUUUUCCAACAAUUGAACGCAUGGCUGAGUCACCGCAAGGCAAGCUUAUGACACCAGUACUUCAGAAUCUUCGCUUCCUGAUAUAUGUUCCGAUCUACUUCCUUUCAUUUUUGCCAGAAAGUAUCAAGGCCUCAUUGGUGAAGUGGGCGCUGCAGGGUUUGCAACCACUAGAUGAAGCUACUGUCUCCGCUUCUCUUAAUCUCUUCAGUGUCGAUUGUGCAGCUAAUGCCAUGUAUAUGGGAAGCCAGGAAAUGGCGCAAGUUGUGCAAAGGGAUGAUUCCACUAUAAAACGCUUUUUGAAUAAGCUUAUCUUUUACUAUGGAUCAAAUGAUCACUGGUGCCCUGUUACAUAUUAUGAAGAUAUGAAGAGAAGCUUUCCUGAAGGAACUAUUCUCCUUUGCCAAAAGGGAAUUCGUCAUGCCUUUGUUUUGGAUGCCAAUGUAGAGAUGGCUCAAAUGGUUAUAGAGUGGUUAAGGACAGAUCUUGCACAUUUGUAAUAGGACAUAGUAUGUGUAUGAUGUGAAAUAUAAAUAUUUUUUCCUUAAAUAACGUGUUAAUACUCUUGGUAUUCCAAUGUGUUCUAGAACAGAACUAUGCCUAGAUUAUUUAAACAAAAUACAUUAAAUUUUAGACAUAUCUCCCAGGCAGACUUGGAAAAUUAUUUGCUUGAAUGAAUAAUUGGUAGCUAAAGCUUUCAAAAUAUUUGUGAUUGCAGUGUAAUUUUUAUAUCUAUGUAUAGCCCUGAGUAAGUAAAUCUGUUUUAUAUCAGGGUCAUUUUUACAGUCUAAUGAUUGUUAGCAUUCACUGUCAACUUGUAGUUCAUUAGGUUAGUUUUAUUUCUCAAUCAAAGGAACAUUUUAGGUUUGUAGAAAAGCAUAGAUGCAACUUUUCCAAGCUCUGCCAAACUCUGGCAAGGGAAACUAUUACAAUAUGCUUUAAGAUCAUUAUUCUGUAUUUGUCAAACUAUCAUCUAUCAAAUCUCAUCUAACUAGAAGCCUGUCAAGAACAAAUCAGUAAUUAAGAUAUUUCCAGAGUGGGAAGCACUGUGUAAUUGUAUCUGGAGUCUAUUAAAGGAACUAACAUUUGUCUCAAAUAAAAUACCCCACUUGUAAAGAUUCCAUCACCAACUUCUCCCAACCUCACCCUAUCACCACUGUCAGAACUUCAAUGAUUUGCCCCUUUCUCAUCCCCAGAAUAAAAACUCCUCUGUUUUCUUUCAUUUGGAGAACCUUUAUUGGCAACACCACCACCGUAAUGACAGCACUGAAGAGAAUGGGAACUCACUUUGAAUUUGUGCUGCCUUGCCACUUCACCAUGGGGAGCGGCACAGGCACAAAUUUACUUGUUAAUACAACUUGCAGCCUCCCUGCCACUUACCACUCUCCUUUGCUACAUUGCUCCCAUUUAUUGGUGGAAUAUAAGUUUCAAACGCCCAAAAUUGUAUACACUUAAAUUGAAAUGGGGUAAAUACAAUUUUCAUGUAUUUCUAUCUGUGCUUCAGUUGUAUGUUGAGAAAAUCUGUAAAGCCCCAGUGGCUCGUGUUAAAGUAACUAAGAUGUGUGCCUGUGGUUCCAAUGACGAAAGCCCUAGAAAGGUAACCACACCACAGCUGUGCAUAUAUUUAUCCACCAGUCAAAACUUUACAGCAAAUAGCUUGUAAGCAGCAUCUAUCUGUUACAGCAGCAGUCCCCUGAGACACCCUGCAACGAUUUUCUAGCCUCAAGUUAAUCUCGCACAACCCUCCAAAACAAAGCAGUGAAUCCAUUCAACUGUUCCAGAGUGGGUUCCACAGAAAUAGCAAAUCUGUGUCUUCUAAACGAUAAUUUCCUUCUCCAAGAUUUCUAAGGCAAGCUUGACUAACAAUUUUUACUGCAUUGCUAUUAUUUAGGGUUUCAAUUUUGCCUCCUAUAGGCCAAACAUUCCUUCCGAUCCACAUGAUGAGACCAUACCUGAAGUGCCUACAACCCCACUAUGCAACUUGGAGCUGGUUGCAGUGCAGGAGUGCAUUGCAUUUCCAGAGUGGGUUCCUGACAAUACGGCAAUCCCUUGACUCAGGCUGGUAAUGGACCCCUCCAUGCUCCUUGACGUUUCUUACAUUCCAUCAUUCAGCCCAGUUCCUCCAGCAUCAUAGUGUUUUUCAUCUAGAUUUUCCAGCAUCUGCAGUCCUUUGUUUCUCCAACACACCAGGUAUUUGGCGAUGCAUGCACAUCACCUUUUCCAUGUAUACUCAACGUAGUACACUGCAUCAGGUCCCUCUAGAGCAACACCGAUGCCCAAACUCUCCCUCUGGGAACUCGCAUACCAGCUUCGCUUUACAUCUGAAUUGACUGUAACCCACUGGUGACAGUGAUCUUUCAAUGUGAGGUGCUCCCCUCUGACCUGCUUCUUCUGUCCUCUGUACCAGGAUCUGAGGUGGUUCCUUUGCAGGGUCAAGGAGAGAAUAACAGAGUCUCUCCUCCCUCUUCUUCCCCAACUGGUGUUCCUGAGCCAGGUGGUGGGUGAAACUUAUGAGGGUGUUGUGUUGUGCUGAUCAAUGAGCUUCUUCUGAUAGCCUGCAAUGAUUAGGACUCAAAGUAGAGCAUUGUAAUGGUUAGUCUGAGGUACUAUUAAUGGGACUGUCCAGCACCCAAGCAGAUAUGUGCAGCCAUGAGAGGAAGAUAGGUAGUGAAUGGACCUAAGAUAUUUGAAUACAAGGAAGAUUCUGUGAGCAUCCUCAACUGCUUCAGGUACCCUGAAUACUGGCAAUGAUCAUCAGAAGAAAAACUUUCUUUUCCAGUCUUGUGAGGCUCUGAACAUGAAAGAGACUGUUCUUUCUUAAGAAAGGCUUCUAUUUCCUGCAAACUUAACUUGGAAAAAUUAUUUAAAGUGCCCUGUAUUUGUCUGUGAACACUCAACUUUGACUUGGUCAGGUCAUAGAAUUUCUUUGGGUAUUGCUCCCAAGUAUGGGGUGAGUGACUGCACGCAGUCAGUAUUUUGCCACUUCCUGCCAGCUCACCAUCAUGUUUGCCCAGGAUGUCUUCCUGGCAUCCUGGUGCAGAGAAUAUUCCUCCACUGCUCCUCCCCUCUCCACCAUGAUGUUCGUGAGGACCAAACCGCUGGAGAGGCACAUCCACCAGCGUUUUCUUGGAACAAAUCUUCAUUCUCCUGAAACAGAACUCUGUUGUUGGGCCAUCAGUUGGGGGUUUUAUAGUUCAGUCAAAUCAGGGUUCAUCAGACCAUUAUUGCUAGUUGUGAGCUCCACCACUUUGCCCUAAAAUGAGCAACAAAGAGUAGAAAGACAGCAAAAAAAAACUGAAUGCUAUUGCUUUCUGAAUGAGUUUCUCAAAUUAGUGCAAGUGUCAUACAAGAUAUAAUCGAACAAAAGUUUCAUUAUUAGCCUUUUCAUGUCAAGGCAGAACAUCACUGCCCUUACUGCACAACCCGUAUCCCCUAAUGAGCCCCACCUCAUUAUUCAUCCCUUCCAACAUAAGCUCCAUCCUCAAUCCAAAUAAAGCUUCUUUUCUGUUGGAUCAGCCUGUAUAUCACUACAUGUGGAUGCAAUCUCCUUGUUACUCAGUGAUCUGUGAGUCACUAGUUGUGUGUCCUUUUCUUCCUAAUCUUGCCCACCUCUCAUGUGUUCCUCCAGUGAGAAGUGACAGCAAGAUGAAUGGAUCCCAACUACCUCCAAUGGAAGUGAUUAGUCAGUUCCUAAUAAUCUGAGGAUAACACUUCAAGUGAUGGCAUCAUAUUUACUGAUGAAGAGAUUUUGUUUUCAAUAACUACUGCAAUCAUUGGAGUGAGGAGGCAUAGAUAUUGGAAUACGCUAUGCCCUUAGAGACAGGAGCGAUGACUGUCCGAAAUCAGUAUUUCUGCUUCACCACCGCCCUCUAAAAUUGCAUGUGGAAACUUUUAGAAGGGAAUAAAAUAAUUAGUUAAUCCAAAGGUCUGAAUUGAUGUAAGUUGAAGAUCCACAGCACCAGUCAAAAUAUUUGUGAGAGAUGUUAAGGCAUAGAGCCUAGACCAAGGCAUUCUCCACAAUAAAUGGAGAAGAGUUGCACCAUCCUCAGUUGCCUGCAGCUCAGCAUGGCAGAUACAAGCUAUUAUAUUCCUCCUUCCGGAAGCCAAAAUUGUAUAAGGUGUGUGGCACAGUUUUAAAUUACUCCAUGUAGUCCUGCUUUUGAACUACACCAGAACAUAUUAAGCUAAACCUAUAAAGUUCAAACUCCUUGGCACAAAAGUUGACAAAGCCCUUAUACUCAGACUCAUCUUUCUCAUAAUUCCAUCCACAUGUUUUUAACCUCUCUCAUGCUCAGUGCCUCAUCAAACAUUACCUCUGCCAACCUCUCGACCCCACCUGAAGUGGAUAUAUCCAUGCUGAUGCAUUCCAUUAUGUUUUCUUUAAUUACAUUUUUGUUAUAUAUGUUCAGCAAAAUGAUCUAUUAUUUGUUAUCCAUGCAUUCACCUUGUGUUGAACAUUUCUUUCCUCUUGCCAGAAUCUUAAAAUUAUAUUGAUUGUAAAAUAAAGAACUGCAUAGCAAAACAUUGUUGCUUAUUGAAAAUUAAAUUUUGUUGUAACCUUU